Messenger RNA from Penicillium salamii, 900 nucleotides. NCBI's taxonomy places the organism in Eukaryota, Fungi, Ascomycota, Eurotiomycetes, Eurotiales, Aspergillaceae. The record is from the annotation of a GenBank genome assembly.
AUGAGGCUGCCCGUGAGGGUAGAAUCAAACCCUAAGUCUGCGCUUGUCAAAGACGAUGACGAGCGUCUUCCAAUUCAUUGGGCUACAGCCUACAAUCGGCUACCAGUGGUGGAAUUGCUAGUUGCCAGCAAGGAUUUCGAUCCGGAUGUCGAGGAUGGCUCGGGUUGGACACCUCUCAUGAUAGCAUCCAGUUUGAAGGAUGCUUCAGGCGACGCAAUCAUUGAGCUCCUCCUUCGAAAGGGUGCUGAUGUGUCUAUCAAAAGCAACACUGGACAGAAUGCUUUGCAUUUCGCAAGCUCAAAGAACAACAUAUCUACCGUCCGGACUUUGAUUGCAAACAAAUGCAGUGCCAGAGUGAAAGAUAAGCGUGGUCAGCUUCCUCUUCACCGAGCAGCCGCAGUGGGAUCUGUUCCCAUUCUGAAAACGCUCUUGGAAGAAGGCAAGAGUCCCGUCAACGCAACGGAUAGUGACGGAUAUACGGCACUCCACCAGGCUAUUGCUGAGGGUCAUGGCCCUGCCGCAAUCUUGCUAUUGAAGUCAGGAGCAGACCCUCUGAAGAGGGAUAGCGAUGGAAGAUUGGCAAUUGAGCUGGUCCCGGAUGAUAAGGUAUGUUCCUCUCCUCAAGUCAAGGUGGAUAGAGCUGAUCGGCCAAUCAAAAGGUCAAACAGUUUAUUCUUCAAACGGCAGAGCGGGAAGGGAUCGAGCUUCCAUGAUGAUUUGAUACGGCUAUAUCGCAAUUCCUAUUUUAGCCUGCAGACACUCGGGCUAACCGGUGUGGGAACAGCGCCUCGGUAUGUGCAAUUCCCCGCACCGCAGUUCUCCCAAGCACAAAAUCCAAAUUUUGAUUUCGAUUUGGGCGAAAUCCCCCUUCAGGACCGGAGCUGUCCGGGUUUGGCGUAG